Messenger RNA from Rosa chinensis, 1802 nucleotides. Its product is annotated as protein TWIN LOV 1. The record is from RefSeq and is a predicted model, not a curated record. The transcript has 7 exons. Gene Ontology annotation, cellular component: nucleus. Bases 395 to 1588 code for a protein of 397 amino acids. NCBI's taxonomy places the organism in Eukaryota, Viridiplantae, Streptophyta, Magnoliopsida, Rosales, Rosaceae.
CGCGUCAAUCAUAUUCAUAUUUCUCUUCUUCUCCACAAAUGAACCAAAAACGAUUGAUGGGUAUUCCUCAACCAUUUUUGUUCAUUCGAAGUCACAACAAUUUGCCUAAGAUAUUUUCAAAUUUUCGAUUGGUGGGUGUGCCAAUUCACUCUAAGCUCACUCUCUUCCAAAAGAUGUAGCCUUUCUCACAUAGUUUUCACCCAACUUUUCCACAUAUUACCUCCCCCAGUUUUUUCAUUUUGUAAAUUUCCACGGCAAUUUCUGAGAAAUUUUGGUUCCUCUGAUCACUUUUCGUACUGGGCUCCCUCAAAGAUUGAAGCUUUACGGAAAAAGGUUGAAGCUUUGGAAGGUUGAGGUGCCACAUGGGAUUGGGACUGACGAUUUUGAAGAGGAGAUGGAGUCGGAGUCGGGUUUACUAGAGCAAUCAAUCAAUAGUCGUUACUCGCUUUGGGUCCAAGAAGCUCUGAACGAAUUGCCGGACAGUUUUACGGUGACUGAUCCUUAUAUUUCCGGCCAACCCAUCGUUUUUGCGAGCAAAGGGUUCCUGAAAAUGAUGGGGUACUCGAAAACCGAGGUGAUUGGGAGGAAUGGGAGGAUAUUUCAAGGGCCAGGUACUUGUAGAAGGUCGGUUAUGGAAAUAAGGGAGGCCAUUAGAGAAGAGAGAGGUAUUCAGAUUAAUUUGGUGAAUUAUAGGAGGGAUGGGACACCCUUCUGGAUGCUGUUUCAUAUGUGCCCUGUGUUUAGCAAAGAGGAUGGGAGGGUGAUUCAUUUUGUGGCAGUUCAAGUUCCCAUUUUGCGAAAACCGAGGAGGAGGAAUGGGGUUGGUUUGGUGUAUGAGGAGGAGAGUAGGGUGAAUGAGAGUGUUUAUGGGUCUUGUAGAAGAGAAGUGUGCUCUGAUUCUUUGGUGGAUUUGGGCAGUGCUUUGUCUCUGGAGUGUGCAUUGGAUGAUGCUGAUAAUAGAGGACUGGAGAUUGAAGAGACGUGUGAGGCAAGUGAAUUAGAGAAGCAAAGAGCUGCGUCUUCCAUGAAUAACAUCUUGUCUGUGCUAACACAUUAUAGCGAGUUAACAGGCAGACUGGUGUGUGGAAAGAGAUGCAACUUAACUGGGGUGGGCCUUCUCAGUUCAUCCUUAAAUAUUUCUCUUGGUAGAAUCAAACAAAGCUUUGUAUUAACAGAUCCGCACUUACCUGACAUGCCUAUAGUUUACGCAAGUGAGGCCUUCUUCAAAUUGACAGGUUAUGCCAGACACGAAGUCAUGGGACGCAAUUGUAGAUUUCUAAGUGGCGAGGAUACGGAUUCCUCAGCGACAUAUCGGAUAAAGGAAAGCGUUCAGAAUGAAAAAGCAUGCACAGUACGUAUCUUGAAUUACAGGAAGGAUAAGAGUUCAUUUUGGAAUCUUCUUCAUGUAUCACCAAUUCGUAAUGCUUCUGGCAAGAUUGCGUACUUUGUGGGUGUUCAGAUGGAAGAAGCCUGUAAGAACCAGGAUGGGCAUGGGCUAAGCCCUGAGAUGAGGCAGCUUAGCGCCGUUGGAGCCGUCAGGAUUGCAGUGAGGAGUUUAUCAAUGGGUGCCGGCACAUCCAAGUCUUGACAGGAUUGCAGUGAGAAGUUUAUCAAUGGGUACUGGCAGAUCCAAGUAUUGAGAAGAUAAGCGUAUAAAUUCUCACAUUUGUAAUCCUCAUCUGGCAGUAGUUGAAAGGGGAGAAGCAGAAAUUUUUGUGUUCGGUGUGCUGCAUCAGAUCUUUGUUACACUAACAUUGUUUAUAUAUAUAUAUAUAUAUGAAAAGGGGAAUUUCCUUGGUUCA